AAAAAAAUUGUGUCUGUGACGUGAAAAAUAUUGGUGAUAUUUGUGUUUGAUAUAUAGAAAAUUUAUUAAGAGUAAUUGAAGGUGGGUGAUAGAUAUCAAAGAUGGCGGGGUCCUUAACGUGGUCAUGUAGUUGUUGUCUUAGAUUUAAAUUCAGUCCAGAAGAAAUUGAACAACGUUAUAAAAGUCAAGAAAUUGAUAGAAUGCUUGAAAAAGAUAGACAAGCAUUUAGAAGACAAGUUAAACUUUUGUUACUUGGUGCUGGUGAAAGUGGUAAAUCAACAUUUCUUAAACAAAUGAGAAUUAUUCAUGGUAUUAAAUUUGAGCCUGAACUUAUUAAGGAAUAUCAACAUGUUAUUUAUCAAAAUAUUAUCAAAGGUAUGAAGGUACUUGUUGAUGCACGUGAUAAAUUAAAUAUACAAUGGGAAAAUCCAAAAAAUUAUGAUAUUGGUUAUCAGCUAUUAAAAUUUGAAAAUACAAUUGUACUUGAUACUAGAUUAUUUUUAUUAUAUGUACCAUCAUUGCAAAGUUUAUGGCAUGAUGCAUCAAUUAAAAAAGCAUUCGACAGAAGAAGAGAAUUUCAACUGAGUGACUCGGUACAAUAUUUUCUGGAUAGUCUUGAUCGUAUUGCAAGAGUGGAAUACGUACCAACUCAUCAGGAUAUACUACACUGUAGAAAAGCAACAAAAGGAAUAUCUGAAUUUGUUAUACCAAUAAAUAAUAUACCAUUUUUAUUUGUUGAUGUUGGAGGACAAAGAUCACAACGACAAAAAUGGUAUCAAUGUUUUGAUUGUGUUACGUCAAUACUAUUUUUAGUGUCAUCAUCAGAAUUUGAUCAAGUUUUAUUGGAAGAUAGAAGAACAAAUAGACUUGAAGAAUCAAAAAAUAUAUUUGAUACAAUUGUUAAUAAUAUGAUAUUUAGUGGUGUAUCAAUAAUAUUAUUUUUAAAUAAAACAGAUUUACUUGAGAGAAAAGUUAAAACACCAGAUACAAAUGUUAGCUGGUAUUUUCCUCAAUAUACUGGUGAUUCACAUUCCAUGAAAGACGUACAGAAUUUUAUAUUAAAUAUGUUUAUAUCAGUUAAACGUGAUCCAAGAAAGCCAUUAUUUCAUCAUUUUACAACAGCUGUUGAUACAGAAAAUAUUAAAGUUGUAUUUAAUGCUGUUAAAGAUACAAUAUUACAUAGAAAUUUAGAAUCACUUAUGUUGCAGUAAUUAAAUUAAUAUAUUUAAACAACAAAAAAAAGAAAAUAAAUAGUUAACUAUUAAAUUAGAUAAUUAAAUAAUACAUAAAGGGCCUGAUUACAAGUGUAUACGUCAAAUAAGACAAACUCGUUAUAUAUUAUCCAAAGAGUAUCUUUGUUUAGGUACUUUUAUCUCAUAAAUACAUAAACAAAUAAUUAUUUAUACUGCAAUACUGUUUAUACAACACAAAAAAAAAGAUAUUAUACAAUCUGGUUUAGACAAUAUUAAUUAACAAAAUAAUUAUAUACAAUUAUAUUGAGAUAGUGAUGAUUUUUUGGUUAUCAAAUUUAAUAAGUCUUGAUUAUUUGAUUGACCAAGUAGACAAGUACUGCCUGAUAUAAAUAUAUUAUUUAAAUUAUCU
Aphidius gifuensis is the source of this 1602-nucleotide messenger RNA. It is a transcript of the gene cta, whose product is annotated as guanine nucleotide-binding protein subunit alpha homolog. Gene Ontology annotation, biological process: adenylate cyclase-modulating G protein-coupled receptor signaling pathway; Rho protein signal transduction. The record is from RefSeq and is a predicted model, not a curated record. NCBI's taxonomy places the organism in Eukaryota, Metazoa, Arthropoda, Insecta, Hymenoptera, Braconidae. The transcript is spliced from 6 exons. Gene Ontology annotation, cellular component: heterotrimeric G-protein complex; brush border membrane. The coding region runs from base 102 to 1211 and encodes 369 amino acids. Gene Ontology annotation, molecular function: G-protein beta/gamma-subunit complex binding; GTPase activity; guanyl nucleotide binding.